Molecule: messenger RNA, 1834 nt
Organism: Schistosoma turkestanicum
Lineage: Eukaryota; Metazoa; Platyhelminthes; Trematoda; Strigeidida; Schistosomatidae
Source: the annotation of a GenBank genome assembly
UUCAAAAAUGACCUUGACCGGAGUUAUCUAUUUAGAAGAGGCUGCAUACGCUCACUCGAUUUUGAACAGUAAACUUUCAAAGUACUGUGAUGGGUGUUUAAGUAGUGUCUCUAAUCUUCGCUCAUGCUCCUCUUGUAAAUUGAUGAUGUAUUGUUCUCGCGACUGUCAACGCCGUAUGUGGCAUGUGCAUAAACUAGAAUGUAAACAGUACACUAAAUGCAGACGCUUACCAAUAGCCCAUGUCCGUCUUAUUUUGAGGAUCAUCUGUAUCAAGGUUCGUUUAUAUUACGCUUAUUAUUUUGUUGGAAGGACAUGAAGGACUACAUUGAUUCUCUUGUCUCACGUAAAUACUCGUACAUAUUAAUGUUUCUUCUAGAUGAAAACGAGAUACUUAGUAAUUCUGAUCUUAUGGAAAAGUAUCACACAAUGAGACUAACUCUUCAGGAUUUUUUGGACGGGGAAAUACCUGUAAAUGAGGAAACUAUUUUCCAAACCUUUUGUAGAAUUCAGAUUAAUAGCUUCAUGUAUACUGAUCAGGAUGGUGUGGAUGUUGGACCUGCUCUUUUUCUUAGAACUGCUCGUCUUGAUCAUUCUUGUGUUCCUGACAUGCACUAUGUAUUUUGGAAUCGUCGAAUUGUUUUGUGUAAAUACAGUUCAUCCACAUGUUCAUUAUUACCCCAUAUUAGUUACUGUGAUUGUAUGGCAACCACUGAAGAAAGACGAACUUAUCUGUUGAAAAACUAUUACUUUGAAUGUAAAUGUAGUUUAUGUGUAGACGCCAACCGUGAAAAAAGGAUUACAUCACUCAUUUGUUGUUCAUCUGACUGUUUAAGUGAACCAAUACAGUUUGAUAAUCUGCCUUCGUCAGUCAAAUUGAAGGAAUGUAAUAAUGAUAAACUACCAAAAUCUAUUAUGGUCCGUUACUGUUUUGUAUGUCUACAAGUCUACGAUGAUCGACUAAUAAAUCGAAUUGCAAAUAAUCUAUAUGGCCAAACUGAAGUCCAACCAGAUAUUGAUACAGCUCUAGAUGCGUUAAUCAUGUACUUACGUUGUUGUCAAAUUAAUGAACCUACACAAAAUAUCCAAUUGUCAUCAGUUAAGGAUAUACAAUUUGAAGAGUCUCGUCCUUAUUAUAAAUUAUUUGGUCAUAAAGACAGUUUACACUUAGCACGAUGUUGUUCUCGAAUUCAAUUUAUGCAUACAAUACCAAUAGAUUCAUUAUUGAAUAAUAUAAAUAGUCGUCAGCAAUAUAAUGAAAAGAAUUUCAAAGUUACUAAAGAUUCUCUUGUAAAUAUUAUAAUUGCUAGCAGUUUGAAUGAAUUCUACUGGAGAACUACUUGGCUAUUGUCAGAUUAUUUACCACUUGGUCGACUGGUUUAUUCAAUUGUCUCUUUCCUAUUACUGCAUAUAAAUGAUACUAGUGAAUUUUACAAUUGUAACCGAAUGAAUGAAAUCAAAAACUAUCUGAUGCCUCCAUACAAUAAAAACAUUAAUUUAAAUUGUCUAGGCCGUGUUCUGUGUAAAUUUUCAAAGAUAGCAUAUGAUGUAUUAAGUCCUCUAGCUCCUUAUCAUCCUAAUUGGCAAAAUGGUCUAAGCAUAAUCGAGUAUUAUAAAGCUCAAGAUAUUGAAGAUGAUGGUAUUGAUAAUAAUCAUUUGUAAUUAAUGUAAUUUAACAAAGUUUAUUGUGAAUAAUUUGGCUGCUCUAAUUCUCUGUGUACAAACUCUAUAAAGUGCUUUUUAAUCUUAAGUAAACGAUUUAAUUCUUUCGGUAUACAAUUUAUUUUGUAAAACUAUGUACUUACUUGAAUUAUAUUUUCUUCAGAUAGAUUGGACA